Messenger RNA from Dermacentor silvarum, 910 nucleotides. RefSeq lists its product as uncharacterized. The record is from RefSeq and is a predicted model, not a curated record. The transcript has 5 exons. The coding region runs from base 12 to 500 and encodes 162 amino acids. NCBI's taxonomy places the organism in Eukaryota, Metazoa, Arthropoda, Arachnida, Ixodida, Ixodidae.
UCUACCACGUGAUGCGCCAAGUGUUCGAGAGCAAGAAUGCCGCGGCGCUGGAAGGCUCGCAACAGGAAGCAGCCGGAGGCCACGGAGAUGUGGUGGCCGAGCUGGCAUUUGACCCCGCCUGGCUCACGAACAGUAACGCCGAGGCUCACGACCCCGAGUUGGCUUCCAUCACGACCUUGCACAUGGAUAAUGGGACGGCGGUGUCAGUCAAGCAGGAGCCACCGGACGAAACGGAUGCAUCGGAACACGAAGCCAGCCUGGUGGCCUCCGGCGGCGAGGAGGACGGGCCAGCAGUGGAGGACACCGAUCGCGAAGACCUGGAGACGCUGGCGUCGUUGCAGCGCAGCAUCACCAUGGCGAGGGCACUCUUUCACAAGCGGCGCAAGGAUUUCAAGAAUGCCGUGGAGUCGUUUGAGCCACGUUCGGCUUCUGUUGAAGCCUCCAAUCGCCUGGGCGGAGACUGUGACACCUCCGGUGCGAUGCGCGCACGCAAACGCUAACACCACCGCCUGUUGAAGACGGCCUCGAACACUUUGGUCUCUUUGUGGCUCAGAGGCUGCGCAUGAAGGACCCGACGACGCAAGCACGUCUCAUGUCAUCAUCUUAAAGCUAGUUGUCGAAGCGCCAAGUGGGCUUUCAGAAUGACUGUGCCAACGAUGUCUUCAUUGUCGCUUUCCAAGUGCAUCGCCUACUUCAAAACAAAAAGAUACAUGACUAAGUGCUUCCGUCACCAGUAAAAGCGCUCUUGUAAUGAAAAAAAAUAUAUAUAUUGUGCAAACCCAACGCAAUGUUGGCACCUAAACGAAACGAAGCUUGCGUGAUAUGUGAUUCUCGAAUGCCAGGUAAGGUUAAUUUGAAUGUCAGAAGCAGCGUUCACUGAAGGUGUAAGUGCUCGAUUGACGAAAAGGCA